UUUUAUAUUCAGAUAUCGAAGUUCAGACUCCAGACUUGAGAGUCAAACCAUAUUCAGUAAACCAAUUAUAGAAAGUUGUCCACCUUUUCUCGUGAUUCUUUUUCCGUGAUGUACUACUACUGCAGUUGAGUUCCAUAACCUUCUUCUAACUUUUCAGCAAUGGCUACCAUUUCAGUUCCUCUCCUCACCUUUCGAUCACCUCAAACCAACCGGCCAUUCCCUUCAUUCUUUAAUCUCAACCGUCCCCUUUCAACUUCACUCUCCUCCAAUGGCAGCUUCAACCAUUUAACAGUCUUAAACAGCAGUACUUCUUCUAACCAAGCCAUCACUGAAACAACAACCUCUGAUUACUCUACCAUCAAUGUCCAAAACGACGACGCUUUAGACACCACCCUUUUCGUUAUUCGGGCCAAGAACCGAAUUGGCCUUCUCCAAAUCAUCACCCGGGUAUUCAAAGUUCUCGGGCUCACAAUUCAAAAGGCCAUUGUUGAAUUCGAAGGCGAGUUUUUCGUUAAGAAGUUUUUCGUCAGUGAUUCUAACGGCAAGAAGAUUGAGAAAGCGGAACAUUUGGAGAAGAUUCAGACGGCAUUGAUGGAAGCCAUUGAUACUGGCGGAGUAACACCUUCUGUGGCGGUGGUUAGUGGGAGAGGAGUGGUUGUGAGGAAAGCUGGGUUGAAAUUAGGAGAGAGGAAGGCGAAAGCAGAGAAAAUGUUUGGGUUAAUGGAUGGGUUCUUGAAGAAUGAUGCAGUUAGUUUACAAAAAGAUAUUCUUGAUCAUGUUGAAUAUACUGUUGCUCGAUCAAGAUUCAAUUUUGAUGAUUUUGAAGCUUACCAGGCAUUAGCGCAUAGUGUCAGGGAUCGGCUUAUUGAACGAUGGCAUGAUACUCACCAGUAUUUUAAGAAGAAAGACCCCAAGCGACUAUACUUCCUUUCGCUUGAGUUUCUUAUGGGUCGUUCUCUAACUAACAGUGUCACAAACCUUGGCAUCCAGGACCAAUAUGCCGAUGCUUUAAGUCAGCUUGGGUUUGACUAUGAAGUCUUGGCAGAGCAGGAAGGAGAUGCUGCCCUUGGUAAUGGUGGCCUAGCUCGCCUUGCAGCUUGCCAAAUGGAUUCCCUAGCGACAUUGGACUACCCAGCUUGGGGUUAUGGACUACGCUAUCAAUAUGGAUUAUUUCGUCAGAUCAUAGUGGAUGGUUUUCAACAUGAACAACCUGAUUUUUGGUUGAACUUUGGGAACCCCUGGGAGAUUGAACGUGUUCAUGUGUCUUAUCCAGUCAAGUUCUAUGGGACUGUUGAAGAGGAAGUUUUAAAUGGAAAGACAUUUAGAGUUUGGAUACCUGCAGAAUCAGUCGAAGCAGUGGCUUAUGAUAAUCCAAUACCUGGUUAUGGAACGCGAAAUGCCAUCAACCUACGACUUUGGGCUGCUAAACCAAGUGAUCAAUAUGAUAUGGAGUCUUACACCACUGGAGACUAUAUUAAUGCUAUUGUUAACAGACAGAAGGCUGAAACCAUAAGUAAUGUGCUGUAUCCUGAUGACCGUUCUUACCAGGGUAAGGAACUGCGGUUGAAGCAACAGUAUUUCUUUGUUUCAGCAUCACUACAAGACAUAAUAAGGAGGUUUAAGGAUUUACAUAAUAACUUUGAUGAGUUUCCAGAGAAGGUUGCUCUUCAGAUAAAUGAUACACAUCCGUCAAUUGCCAUUGCUGAGGUAAUGAGAGUGCUUGUUGAUGAAGAACACUUGGAUUGGAGCAAAGCAUGGGGUAUUGCUUGCAAGAUUUUCUCAGUCACCAUUCACGCGGUACAACCUGAAGCACUUGAGAAAGUUCCCAUAGAUCUCCUGGGUAGUGUUCUUCCUCGGCAUUUAGAGAUUAUAUAUGAGAUAAACUAUUGUCUCAUGGAGGAGUUAAAAAAGAUAUUUGGUCAGGACUAUGAUAAACUUUCCCGAAUGUCAAUUAUUGAGGAAGGUGCUGUGAAGUGUAUUAGGAUGGCAAACCUGUCACUUGCAUGUUGCCACACUGUGAAUGGCGUUUCCAGACUGCAUCUUGAGACGCUUAAAACAAGAGUGUUCAAGGACUUUUAUGAGCUGUGGCCUCAGAAAUUUCAGUUCAAGACUAAUGGAGUAACUCAGCGCCGUUGGAUAGUGGUGAGCAAUCCUAGCUUGUGUUCAAUUAUUUCAAAAUGGCUUGGGACAGAAGCAUGGAUCCGUAAUGUGGACCUCAUAGCAGGUUUACGAGAAUAUGCAGAAGAUCCAGAUCUACACGCCGAAUGGAAGAAUAUGAAGAAGGUUAACAAAAUGAGGCUGGCUGAGUACAUUGAAACACUUACAAGCGUGAAGGUCAGCUUGGAUGCAAUGUUUGACGUGCAGAUAAAACGAAUACACGAAUACAAAAGACAACUGCUCAACAUAUUAGGCAUCAUCCACAGAUAUGAUUGCAUUAAGAAUAUGGAUGAGAGUGACAAGCGGAGAGUUGUACCUCGUGUAUGUAUAAUUGGUGGGAAAGCUGCCCCUGGCUAUGAAGUUGCAAAGAAGAUCAUCAAACUUUGUCAUGCGGUGGCUGAUAAAGUUAACAUUGAUCCUGAUGUUGGGGAUCUCCUGAAAGUGGUUUUCAUCCCUGAUUAUAAUGUCUCUGUUGCCGAGCUAGUAAUUCCGGGAACUGAUCUUUCACAGCACCUAAGUACUGCUGGACAUGAAGCAUCUGGAACUGGAUGUAUGAAAUUUUUGAUGAACGGUUCUUUGUUAUUAGCUACUGCAGAUGGCUCAGCUGUUGAAAUUGCUGAAGAAAUAGGGGCAACAAACAUGUUUCUUUUUGGUGCAAAGGUGGAUGAAGUCCCAGCGUUGCGAGAAAAAGGAACCAGCCUUAAAGGUUCACUUCAAUUUGCACGAGUUGUAAGGAUGGUCCGGGAUGGUCACUUUGGGUUCAAAGACUACUUCAAGUCGCUAUGUGAGACUGUAGAGGAGGGUAAAGACUUUUAUCUCCUGGGAUAUGAUUUUGCUAGUUAUUUAGAGGCUCAGGCGACCGCUGAUAGAGCAUUUGUUGAUCAAGAAAAGUGGACCCAAAUGAGCAUACUUUCUACAGCCGGUUCUGGGAAAUUCAGCAGCGAUAGAACAAUAGAAGAAUAUGCAGAACAGAGUUGGGGCAUCGAACCCUGCAAAUGCCCCUUUUGAUUUGCAAAACUAUGCUUCCUGUAGGAACAAACAUGGUUUGUAACCAUGUAUCCUAAUUUGACGAUACAGAAAGCAGCUCUUAUAGUUGCAGAUAAAAUGAAUGAAACAUGCAACAUGGUUAUUUUGACUGAGGGGGUUAGUCGAAUCAACUAUGGUAUGCAAGUAGUGAACAUGGGAUGUACAACUUACAAGUCUUCCUUUUAUUUCCUUGAACUAGAAUAUGUAAGAGAUUCUCAAUCUUUUCAAUACAAGUUACUUACCAGUAUUUGAUAUUUUGAUUGUU
Nicotiana tabacum (common tobacco) is the source of this 3448-nucleotide messenger RNA. RefSeq lists its product as uncharacterized. Gene Ontology annotation, biological process: glycogen catabolic process. NCBI's taxonomy places the organism in Eukaryota, Viridiplantae, Streptophyta, Magnoliopsida, Solanales, Solanaceae. Gene Ontology annotation, cellular component: cytoplasm. The record is from RefSeq and is a predicted model, not a curated record. Gene Ontology annotation, molecular function: glycogen phosphorylase activity; pyridoxal phosphate binding.